Xiphias gladius (swordfish) is the source of this 4026-nucleotide messenger RNA. RefSeq names its product netrin-4-like. Gene Ontology annotation, biological process: cell migration; substrate adhesion-dependent cell spreading; basement membrane assembly. The record is from RefSeq and is a predicted model, not a curated record. Gene Ontology annotation, molecular function: protein binding. NCBI's taxonomy places the organism in Eukaryota, Metazoa, Chordata, Actinopteri, Istiophoriformes, Xiphiidae. Gene Ontology annotation, cellular component: laminin trimer. The transcript has 12 exons. Bases 770 to 2557 code for a protein of 595 amino acids.
AUGUUUUCUCAACGAUACACUUGUUACUUAUCCUCAUUUUGACAAAGCUUCAAAUACUCAGCUAACGACGGGGAGAACUAAUAAAUUAACAAAGUAAAAGUAUUACCUAACCUACUUCUCUAGCCCCUGUACACGCACACGUACAGGUGUGAAAGAUCCAGUGAUCAGAAAUGGGGUGGAUCCAGUUCACAGGAUGUUUGUUGAGGAACGUGAGACGCACUGCUCAGGCCUCGGCCAGCGCUGGGGGCAUUUGUUAUCCUCCACAGGAGAAACAGGAAAAGAGGGGAAUACAACACAGACUGUCCAAGAUUAGACAUCCUUCCUGCAGCAUUUUUCAGGGUGACUCCUGGGAUUUGAGGACCGAACAACAUGCAAGUGGUGUACAAAGAAAACAGCUCAAGGUGCAUCACCCCUUGCCCCCGGCGGAUCAUCUGGAGACAACCGAAAUAACCCAUGCAAAUUAUAAAAACACACGGAAACCAUACCCUGUCCCCUUUAAAGAGAAGAGGCCGCCACUGUGACGAGCGUCACAGUAUUCUAGGAAUGUCCUGAGCCGUCAGCGCCGGGACGCCUCAGGGAAGAGGCUGAGAAUGCUCACGACUCCCCUUCUCCUCCUUCGGCAUGUGCACACGCACACACAUGCGAGGAUGAUUCAUAUGACAGGCCAUAUUCACAGAGAGAACAGAGUACCCCUGACCUCACAGAAACGCCUCAAGGCAAAGAUCCACUCGCGGAGAGCAGCUGCUCCGGCCGAGCCUGCAACCCCCGCAUGGGCAACCUGGCCCAGGGCAGAGUGCUGAGCACCCGGUCGACCUGCGGCUCCAACUCUUCAGAGCCCUACUGCUUCUACAAACAGACGGCUGCCCCCCGCAGAAGGGAGGCCUGCUCGGCGGCAAAAUGCAGCAAGUGCAGCUCCGCCAUCCCCGGCCAGGCGCACCCUCCCUCUGCCAUGAGCGACUCCUCUUUCCGCUACCCUCACACCUGGUGGCAGUCGGCGGAGGGGGUGAAGGAGGAGACGCUCCAGUUGAACCUGGAGACUGAGUUCCUCUUCACCCAUCUCAUCCUGGUUUUCCGCUCCCCCCGGCCUGCUGCCAUGGUGCUGGAGCGUUCCCAGGAUCACGGGCACACAUGGAAGCCCCUCCGAUACUUCGCCAGGGACUGUGAGGAGGCGUUUGGCCUGGCAGAGGGCUCAUCAGUCGGGGAGAGUGGGGCAACAUGCACCUCCAAGUACUCAGGAGCUUUUCCUUGUACGAGAGGAGAGGUGAUCUAUCGAGCCUUGUCUCCCUGGCACUCAGUUGAUCCCUAUGGACCAGCUGCGCAAGACCAGCUCAAGAUCACCAACCUGAGAGUCCGCCUGAUGCAGCGCCAGCCGUGUCCCUGCCAGGCCAAACAGCCCAGUGCUGCUGAACUCCCCACGGACCAUUACGCCAUAUAUGAUUUUAUUGUCAAAGGCAGUUGCCUUUGCAAUGGACAUGCUGACCACUGUGUUCCAGCCAGGGGCUACCAACCCAGCCAGCAGAAGACCAGUAACAUGGUCCAUGGCAAGUGCGUUUGCAGACACAACACAGCCGGUGACCACUGCGAGCGCUGUGCGCCUCUCUACAACGACCAACCCUGGCAGGCUGCCAACGGCAUCAUGGGGACACCGCACGAGUGCCAGAAGUGCAAGUGUAACGGUCAUGCCAAGAGCUGUCACUUCAGUCGUGGAUUGUGGCUAGCAACAGGACGGCGGAGCGGUGGCGUGUGUGACGACUGCCGCCACAACACGGAGGGCCGUCACUGCCAGAACUGUAAGAAGGGUUUCUUCAGAGACCCCAGUCACCCAAAGACUGCACCGGACUCCUGCAAACCCUGUUCCUGCCACCCCGUAGGCUCUGUCCUCUCAGGUGGUAGCCCUCUCUGCGACCCUAGCAGUGGGGAGUGCACUUGUAAACCUGGGGUUGGAGGCCCCCGCUGCGACAGCUGUAUGAUGGGAUACUGGGGGCUUCAUGAAUACGGCUGCCGUCCAUGUGACUGUACAGGGGACUGUGACCCCUACACCGGAGACUGCAUUUCUGGCUCAGAUGUGGAGGUCUUCUAUACAGCCACUGGCCACAUGGGACACAGCAGCAAUAAUAGUGAGACGGCACUCUUUAGGGUAGAGGAGCUUUUCUCUGCACUGCACCACUCUGAGAAAUGUGAAUGUGUAGAAGUAACCCUUGGCAACCCUAAACUCUUCUGUGCUGCAGAGUAUGACUAUGUGCUGGUGGUGAAGGUGAUGUCAGCUCACGAUAAAGGCUCCCAUGCAGAGGUGGAGGUCAAGGUCAAGAAGGUCUUGUACCAGAACCUUCAGAUGAAGAUCCAGAGGGGAAGUGUCACCCUUUACCCAGAGUCCUGGACCACCCAAGGCUGUACCUGUCCCAUCCUCAACCCAGGAUCUGAGUAUGUAGUGGCCGGUCAUGAAGACUGGAAGACCAGCCGACUGAUGGUCAACACCAAGAGCCUGGUUAAACCAUGGAAGUCAAGUCUGGGACGCAAAAUCCUCCACAUCCUCAGGAAAGACUGCGGCCGCUGGUAGGGCAUCGCCAAGAACUGCAAUGGACAGAGGGAUGGCGAGGCGGAGGAUCAGCUGUGACAUACAGAUGAUGCGCUGGCUGGGUGAAAUAAUUGGCAAGACAAACACAGGAACUGUCUGAAUUAGGCAUUGCUUGGACACUAAAGUUAAAAAAAAAAAAGAGAGAACAAAACAGUGCCUACUUCAAGGUUUCACUUCAAGUCAAGUCCCCUGCCCUGAAAAACAGAAUGCUACAAUACUGCGGUCGUUGUAAAAUUGUGGUAGAUAGAAGCACAUAUUGUAAGCAGAUACCUUGCCAGACGGCAGUCACUUAAGGAUCAAAGAGAACAAAGCGAGCCGUAAAGACCUUCAUCCAGACGAAGCUGAUGUUAGAAUCUCAUUCUUGUGUUAUGAUAUGCCUCAGCUCAUCAUUCUUUCCAGAUUAUUUACAAAGCAAUAAGGAGUGUAUGUUAAAUACUCAAUUAUACUUUAUUUCCUGGCUGAAGUUGCUGCCAGAGUUGAUGAGCCAAAACAGUCAUGUCCUGCUGUAUCUGUUUCACUGAGAGCUGUUUGCUUUGAAUUCUUGCAAAGGCCCAGACUGAACCCCGUCGUCUCACACAUACUGGCGAUAAAUCAUGAAUGAGUCGACAUCAGAAUGUGUGUGUGAAUGUGUGACCGUGGAUGUGUGCAUGUGCUUGAUGUCCGGUGCAGGUCAGAACAAGUAACUCCUGGAUGAGGAGAGAGGAUGAAAAAAAAAAAACAUUAAAGGAAUCAGGCGGCUUAAUCUGAACGGCUCUGUUUUGCUCUGACACACUCGCCCGCCCGCUGUCUGACAAGAGCAAAACACACUCCGCUCCACCCUCUCUGGUCUGCAGUACAUGCAACAAGCUAAAACACUUGGGAUUGAAUUUGCGCUUACAGCUGGUUCAGUUACAAAAGUGGAUAAUUGUCGAGUUGCUUAGGUCAGACUCGAUUCUGUGAGGAUUUUCUACUGCCCUCAAAAAAUCUACUUCCAUAAGAGGAGGAAUGAGGAGGAUUCACUUGAGAGGGCCUCCCCAGACCCGACCCUGUGCGAGCCUGUGUGCGCGUGCGUGCGCUUGUGAGAAAGAGAGCACACACUCUCUUAACUUAUGUUUCUCUUUUUGGCCUGUGACUCCUGCGGCCCCAAAAUAAAUAUGUAUUAAAAGCCUUAGUAUCACAUCCAGAGUCCACAGGCCAUUUUUGAGCCGUGCCCAGUUAAGAAUAGGCCUGGUGUGCUGUCUCCAAGAAGGACAAAACUGUGUGAGGAGGCAUGAUGCAUUCCUCAGUCAUAACAUCACCGUCAAUGUCCUCGUCCCAAAGACUUUACCAAAAUAAGAAAAAUGGGCAGGAAAUAUUCUUGUAAGGGGCAAAGUGGUGAUUAAGGGUGCAUGAACGUACUCUGCCGUCAAUUUGACAUUUGUAAUGCUAUUUCUGUGUGUCCUAUUUUUUUCAUCUAAACUGCAUAAACUCCG